AUGUAUUACUUUCCACGGGAUUCACCAAAUCCCGCACAGGACACCCACAAUCCCGCUCACGACCUGGCUAUCCAGUAUAAAGGCGACUACGCGAUGCUCCUCCGCCCGUUUGCAGCAGCACUGCGUCGUCCGCUGUCGUCGUCGCGAGUGUUCCGCUCGUUCCGCUCUCUCGACGGUUCGCCGUUGACCCCAAGUGUUAUUACUACUGCAGCAGCUGCUGCUUCUGCUGCUUCUUAUCCUGAAUGCAGUCAUCAAUUGACCGUUUUAGAGCACGCGAUUCGCCAGCGCCGUCCGUCACUAGCGCUCUACCAUCUGGAACAGCUGCAGUCGCCUCCGAGCUAUCAAUUGCUGCAGAAAGUGGCUGUGCUGCUGGCUCGACAGCGGAGGAAUCCAAGUCACGCGUUACGUGCCUUUGAGCUCCUGUGUGGAGUCUAUCGUACUAUCGGUGUAAAGCCUGAUGACGAUACGAAUCUAGCGUCCAUUUACGUCAUGGACGCGUGCGUACACUUCCAGAUGCUGGAUGCCGCUAUUGAGCUGUAUGAUGAGACCGUGAAUCAGGGCGUUAUGUUGGACUUGCCGGCUUAUAACGGUCUGCUUACGGCGCUGAUCGAGGCAGAGAGACUGGAAGAAGCUAUGGAGAUUCUGAAGGAACUUGUCAAUGGGAGAGGUGUGUGUCCAAACGAGCAGACGCUUUUGCCGGUACUAGUGGAACUGAUCAAGAAUCGCGAGUACGAAAGUGCGAUGGAGAUCAUGAAGAAAGCACAGAAUCGCGGGGUUGAGUUCAGUAGUGACACGUUCCAUCCAUUGCUAUCGCUGACGGAAAAGGAUACGGCGUCAACGGACGCACUUGUCAAGUUUCUGACAUUUAUUGAGGAUGUGUGGGAUGAGUACAAGGCUUUUGUUGACUAUGACUCUGAAGAAGACGACGACGUGGGCAAUUCGUAA
This is a messenger RNA of Peronospora matthiolae, 945 nucleotides long. The record is from the annotation of a GenBank genome assembly. Lineage: Eukaryota; Oomycota; Peronosporomycetes; Peronosporales; Peronosporaceae.